AAGCUUUUGCACAUUUUUAAUACUUUCAUUCGUUCAUUCCAGCACAAAGAAAAACAAAAAAGAAAAAAAGAAGAAGAAGAAGAAGAAAACCGACCAGACCACACAUUUUCCUUUGUCGCAAGUUCCCUAUGUCGAGUUCCCCCCGUUGUCCUCCCUUUUCCCCCGAAACAAAAACCCCUUUUAUAUUUACAAACUUUUUUUUUUUCACCGCUUGCGGUUAACGAACACGUACGAACCCAUGCAACGACCAAAUACUACUUGGAUACCCCUUCUUGUUUCAUGCAUUUUGCAUUUUUCACUACGACGCUGCCGGUGUUUAGGGCCGGCGCCCCCCUGUUUACUUCACUUCACAUUGACGGGGAAAGGGGACACACACACACACACAUGGACACAAACAUACAGACAGGGACUUGCGCGCGGAAUGGUCUUCUCUUCCUUCUUCUUCUUCUUCUUCUUCUUGGCGUUUUUCUUUUUUUGCUGGCUGGACUUUUUCUGGGCACUUGUGCCCAUUAAUCCUGUUCACUCUUUCGAUUGCCGGUCCAUUGUGGCGGCAAACUCUGGCGCCUCUGCCGUGAGAUUUGAUACCCAACGAUUUUUCUUCUUCUUUUGAUGGUGCUUUUUGACUUGUUGGGGAGAGCAAGUUUUUGUCUUGGAUACACGUUGUUGAUGAGUAUGGAAUGAAUAUGAUUUAUUACCCAGAGAAGAGCGAUAAUGGGGAUACCCAAGAGGCUGGCGGGCGGACGGAGAGAGGAAAGGGGAUUCUUCAAAGCUUGAAGGAGGAGUAGCUUUUUGGAGAAGCAGAGGGAGGAUUUAUGACAAAGGAGGAGUGUAGCAGGAUAUAUUUACGCGCGCACGCAUGGUUUACUGGCGAUUGGCGAAAAAGAACAGGCUUGCUUGCUGAGUUGAUAUACCCCCUCCCCCGAAUCUGAAUCUUUCUUCCCCCUC
Molecule: messenger RNA, 945 nt
Organism: Neurospora crassa OR74A
Lineage: Eukaryota; Fungi; Ascomycota; Sordariomycetes; Sordariales; Sordariaceae
Exons: 1
Coding region: 239-610 (123 amino acids)
Source: RefSeq, a predicted model, not a curated record